Molecule: messenger RNA, 2370 nt
Organism: Lodderomyces theae
Lineage: Eukaryota; Fungi; Ascomycota; Pichiomycetes; Serinales; Debaryomycetaceae
Exons: 2
Coding region: 1-2370 (789 amino acids)
Source: RefSeq, a predicted model, not a curated record
AUGUUGAGGCUCGAUAGAGGCUCAUUGAGCUUAAAUGUUGGCGACAUUACUGUUCACUCGGGUGCUUAUUGGUCCAUCAUCAACAAUGCCAUUACUGCAUUUGUUUCAAGUCUAACAGUUCAGCCCAAUGCUGGACUAUUCAUAUCAAGUACUUCACCAUUGAUCGCAUUACAAGUGACAUUACUCGGAUUGUUGAAUUCCAUCACCAACAAUGGUGUAAUAUCAUUCAAUGCUGUCGCGUCCUUGACAGCUGCACACUACAAUCUCGUUGGGUUAUCGUUUGAAAACAACGGAGAGAUGUAUUUGGGGGCGUCAGGUGUCGUUUCCAGCACCAUGCGCAUCUCUUCUGCCAAUUGGAGAAAUAAUGGUUUACUAGUUUUCCAUCAGAACCAAAGAAGUGAAGGAAGCGUCCAUUUAGGAGCUCCAUUGGGAACCAUUACCAACAACGGCCAAAUAUGUUUCCGCAAUGAAGUAUAUGAACAGACAUCCGUAAUUGCUGGCACUGGAUGCAUUACUGCCCAACAGGAUUCGACAAUAUAUAUCUCAAAUGCCGCUUUAUCAGUUUCAAGCGGACAAACAUUCUACCUAGCCGACGGAGCGUCAUCUAUGAUUGUAGAAGCAUUGUCCACACCUCAAACAUUCAACGUACGAAAUUUUGGACAAGUGAAUGGGGUUUCUAACAAAAUUGGGCUUACAAUACCGCUCUUUUCAGUACUUGGUAACCCGUGGACUUAUAAUCAACGUUCCGGAAUCUUGACCUUGAAAGGAGCAGGUAUUUUGCAACAAUAUUUCAAUAUAGGACCUGGUUAUGACGCCACAAAGUUUCAACUUGUCACUGAUAGCGGUUCUGGCAUUCCAUCCACCGUUUUAGGCUCGAUUCAGUAUAAUGGGCCAGUACCACGAGCUGUGUUAACUCGUCGGUGUAAUCUAUGCAAACCGCUACCAGAAAUUCCUGGCGCACAACCUACUGAAUACACAACCACGAUCACUUCCCAAAAUAAUGGCCACACAUCAACAGAGACUGGAAUCGUUAUCAUAUCAACAGAUGCUCACGGCGCAUGGUACACGUCAACCACAAUAUUGACAGCUGAAAUAACCGAGAAUACCCAGCGUUUGACUACAUGGACCACAACUAACACAGACGGUUCAGUUGACACUGAUAAAGGAAUCGUUGUAGAAAUCGACGACCUAGUAACUACAUUCGCAACGUUUCCAGAUGUCGAAGCAUAUACAACCACAUGGACAAGUACUGAUACAGACGGACUGGUAGUGACGGAGCUGGGAAUUGUGCUACAGAAUGAAGACUCUUUCACCACAGUCACCACUUUUCCACAGAAUGUAGAAGGAUUAGAGGCUUCGGAGUAUAUCACUACAUGGACCACAACUGAAUCAGAUGGAACAGUAGAAACGGAACUGGGACUCGUGUUACAGAUCGACGACUUAGUAACUACAUUCGCAACGUUUCCAGAUGUCGAAGCAUAUACAACCACAUGGACAAGUACUGAUACAGACGGACUGGUAGUGACAGAGCUGGGAAUUGUGCUACAGAAUGAAGACUCAUUGACGACAUUUUCCACCUUCCCAGAAAGUAUUGCAGGACCAGAGGCAUCACAAUACCCUACCACUUGGACAGCCACUGAACCAGACGGCUCGGUUGAAACAGAACUGGGUAUCGUCUUACACCAUGGAGACUCGCUAAGCACCAUUACAACUUUUGGGGUCGCAGCUGAAGUUACGUAUAGUGGUAGAUGGUCUAACUCGAGUGUUGCAUACAUUGGUGAUGACUCAGAAACCACGAACUCCCCUGAAAUUUUUCAAACUAGCCCUGGUGCUACAAGUGGAGCAGCAAACGGUGGGGCAAACAGUGGUACUGCAGGUGGAACGGACGCCGGCGCUGACCUUGAAUCGACAAAUUCGGCGAGGAAUUCAAUUUCGCCCCAGAGUUUGGGAGCCGGAAUAUCUUCGCACGUACCUGGAGACUUUACAGGUCACGUUGCCACGGUCACAUUUGAUACAGAAGAGCGUACUGCUGCUUUUACUGCUUCUGCUGCUGGAACUAGUGGAGCCCGAAUUACAGACGCAAUGGUACUGUCGACCAAGAGUAACUCAUAUUCAAAUGCUGGUGGGUUGAACUCUCUUGAUGUCACUAUUGAUACAACUGAAGCAUUUCCCACGCCUGUUCCCUCUAAAGAGGGCUCAUCUUCUGUUGGAGCUGCUAGUGGUACUGUAUUGUCGUCGCUACAAGCAAGUGCCGAUUCAGGAGCUGUCUCAAGAGCGUCUUUGGUUGUGACGUACGAAGGGUUGGGAGCAGUUAUGGGAAUGUCAUCGGUUACUAGUGUUUUGCUAUUGUUGAUUUCCAUCAUAUUAUGA